Panicum virgatum (switchgrass) is the source of this 387-nucleotide messenger RNA. RefSeq lists its product as uncharacterized. Lineage: Eukaryota; Viridiplantae; Streptophyta; Magnoliopsida; Poales; Poaceae. Gene Ontology annotation, biological process: DNA integration. The transcript has a single exon. The record is from RefSeq and is a predicted model, not a curated record. Bases 1 to 387 code for a protein of 128 amino acids. Gene Ontology annotation, molecular function: nucleic acid binding.
AUGGUCGGGCCACUCAAGAAAGCACCAGGAGGGUUCACCCACCUACUUGUCGCAGUUGACAGGUUCACUAAAUGGAUAGAGGCCAAGCCGAUCACCACAAUCGACUCCAAGGAGGCCGUCAAGUUCUUCCUAGACAUCAUUUAUAGAUUCGGCGUGCCCAACUCGAUCAUCACUGACAACGGAACCAACUUCACAGGACACUACUUCCAAGAGUUCGCGGAAGGAUACGGAAUCCGGAUCGACUGGGCAUCGGUCAAACACCCACGCACAAACGGGCAAGUUGAGAGAGCCAACGGCCUAAUCCUCCAAGGGCUCAAACCACAAAUUUUUGACAUGCUCAAAAAAUUCGCGGGGUGCUGGGUGGAGGAGCUGCCGGCAAUGCUCUAG